AUGUCUUCGUACGCGCAAUUAGUAGAGAGCCAAAGUGCAAAACAAGUGCUCGAUCUUUUUCCCGAUAUCAUUCCGCUCAGUAAGCGGCCCAACACGCAUUCCAGCGAAUCUUCUUCCAGCACACAGGGCGAUGUCGUUUUUGAAGGUCACGAUGAAGAGCAAAUCAAGCUCAUGUGCGAAAACUGCAUUGUUUUGGACUGGGACGACAGCGCCAUUGGAGCUGGUACCAAGAAAUUGUGUCAUUUGAUGACCAACAUAGAAAAGGGACUACUACACCGGGCAUUCUCGGUUUUCCUUUUCAACGACAAGAACGAGCUGCUCUUGCAACAGCGUGCCAGCGAAAAAAUCACGUUCCCGGACCUUUGGACUAACACUUGCUGUUCCCACCCGCUGUGCGUCGACGACGAACUCGGGGUCGACGGCUCGCUUGCUGGUAAAGUCGCUGGUGUCAAGACGGCUGCGUCCCGUAAACUGGAACAGGAACUUGGGAUACCCGUCUCGGAGACCCAGACAAAGGGCGAAUACCAUUUUCUGAAUCGUAUCCACUACAUGGCGCCCAGCAACGGACCAUGGGGCGAACACGAAAUCGACUAUAUUCUGUUCUUCAAGCUGGCUGCCGGUGAACAACUAACCGUGAAUCCCAACGUCAAUGAAGUCCGCGACUACACUUGGGUCACGGCGGACAAACUAAGAGAAAUGCUACACAAUCCGCACCUCAAAUUCACUCCUUGGUUCAAACUCAUCUGCGAGAGUUCCUUGUUCGGAUGGUGGGAACAACUCCAAGAUUUGUCUGCAGUUGAAAACGACCAGACGAUCCACAGACUACUUUGA
Messenger RNA from Lachancea mirantina, 831 nucleotides. The record is from the annotation of a GenBank genome assembly. Lineage: Eukaryota; Fungi; Ascomycota; Saccharomycetes; Saccharomycetales; Saccharomycetaceae.